GGCAGCGCAUCGUGAACCGGCUGCGAGCUUCCUUGUUCUCCUCCGUCCUGAGGCAGGAGGUGGCUUUCUUUGACAAGACCCGCACGGGCGAGCUGAUCAACCGCCUCUCCUCGGACACGGCGCUCCUGGGCCGCUCGGUGACCGAAAACCUCUCGGACGGGCUCCGGGCCGGGGCCCAGGCCUCGGUCGGGAUCGGCAUGAUGUUUUUUGUCUCGCCGCAUCUGGCCACUUUCGUUUUGAGUGUGGUGCCUCCAAUAUCCAUCCUUGCCGUGAUUUAUGGACGAUACCUCCGGAAACUGACCAAGCUCACUCAGGACUCCCUGGCACAAGCCACGCAGCUAGCCGAGGAACGCAUCGGAAACAUCAGAACUGUUCGAGCUUUCGGGAAAGAGAUGACUGAAAUCGAGAAAUACACCAGCAAAGUGGACUUCGUGAUGCAGUUAGCAAGGAAAGAGGCGAUCGCUCGGGCGGGCUUCUUCGGAGCAACCGGGCUCUCUGGGAACCUGAUCGUGCUCUCCGUGCUGUACAAAGGCGGGCUGCUGAUGGGCAGCGCCCACAUGACCGUGGGCGAGCUCUCCUCCUUCCUCAUGUACGCUUUCUGGGUUGGAUUGAGCAUCGGAGGUCUGAGCUCAUUCUACUCGGAGCUGAUGAAAGGACUGGGCGCCGGGGGCCGCCUCUGGGAGCUGCUGGAGAGGAAGCCGGGGCUGCCUUUCGAUGAGGGGCUGACCUUGAACGAGAAGAGCUUCCAGGGUGCGCUGGAGUUCAAGAACGUGCACUUCACCUACCCGGCUCGCCCCGAGGUGCCCAUCUUCCAGGACUUCAGCCUCUCCAUCCCCUCGGGGUCCGUCACGGCGCUGGUGGGCCCCAGUGGGUCCGGCAAAUCCACGGUGGUUUCCCUCCUGCUGAGGCUGUACGACCCCCUUUCAGGGACCAUCAGUCUGGACGGUCGUGACAUCCGCCAGCUGAACCCCGUCUGGCUGAGAUCCAAGAUCGGGACAGUGAGUCAGGAACCAAUUUUGUUCUCUUGCUCAAUUGCUGAGAACAUUGCUUACGGGGCCGAGGACCCUUCUGCGGUGACUGCUGAGCAGGUGGAGAAGGUGGCGGAAGUCGCCAACGCAACUGCUUUCAUCCGCAGCUUCCCGCAGGGGUUCAGCACUAUGGUCGGAGAAAAGGGUGUUCUUCUCUCAGGUGGGCAGAAGCAGCGGAUCGCCAUCGCCCGGGCGCUGCUGAAGAAUCCCAAAAUUCUCCUCCUGGAUGAAGCCACCAGCGCGUUGGAUGCUGAGAAUGAGUAUCUGGUGCAGGAAGCUCUGGACCGACUCAUGGAAGGAAGGACGGUGCUGAUCAUCGCCCAUCGUCUGUCCACCAUCAAGAAUGCUGAUAGGGUGGCUGUUCUCGACCGAGGAAAAAUUAUCGAAUGUGGGAACCAUGACGAGCUGCUUGCCAAACCAGACGGGAUAUACAGAAAAUUGAUGAACAAACAAAGCUUCGUGUCGGCAUGAAGAAGCAAUUGCUGGCCAAGUGAAUCCAAGAGACUUUAAAACAAAACAGCACUGCAGGGGGGAAAUUCCUUAGAGAGGGUAUGGAAUCUGUAAAUGAUACUUCGAGUUCUUUGAAAUAGGCCUAUUUUUCCCAAAGUAUAUAAACUAUUGUUUUGAGAUGAACCUGUUCUCAAAACCUUUACAGUCAGAGUUUUAAUAAUUAUAACUUUCUAAAUGUCUAUAGCACUGAAGUUAUUUUCAGGUUUUAUACUUUAUUUUAUCUUGGAAUAUUUUCAUACAGCAUGGCACCUCAUUUUUUUUUACCUGCUGUUUGAGAUGGAAGUUAUUGUCAAAUGACAACUUUAAAAGGGAAUUAUAAAUUAAAAGGCCUAAUUAUUUUAGGCCUGUUUGCCAAUCACUGUGUAAUUCUCUUGGUAGUAUUCUGCCCUCUUUGGGUCGAAUGGUACCGGGUUGUGUCAUAGAACAGUGGUCGGCAAACUGCGGCUCUCGAGCCACACGCGGCUCUUUGGCCCCUUGCGUGUGGCCACGAAGUUUCAAUCGCACUGUACGUGCGUGCCCGCACGUGGUAUUUUGUGGAAGAGCCACACUCCAGGGGCCGCAGUUUGCCGACCACUGUCAUAGAAGAUGAAAACCUAGCCAUUUAUUUUAUCCUCAUGCUCAUGAAGUGAGCCUGCGAGUCAUACAUACAGAGGUAGUGACUGCCUCCUGGCGGGAAGGGAACGUUCAUAUUCUCCAUCCCCUGCGUCUUCAGAGGCGUGAGAGCACAGGAGGCUGUGUCCCUCUGGGACGAGGCUGUGUGUGGGUGUGUGUGGUCUUUAACGUUUUGGGCACAUGAGAACCUGAUGACUUUGAAAAGGGGAAGAGGCAGCCCCAUCUUUGCCUAGGAAAACUUCUAUUUUCACUACUCACCUAUUUCUCUCUGUGAGCCCCCCGGAAAGUGAGGCGUGGGCUGCCAGGCAUUAUCCAGAAAGAUGUAAAAAUGAAUUUUACAUGAUGUUGUCUAAGGCUUGUUCUGAAAAUUGUAUUUUAAAAAUGUAUCAGCCCUAACCCAAAUUUGACGGCCUUUUCUCAGUUACUUAAAUACAUUUGAAGUGUCAUUUAA
Molecule: messenger RNA, 2601 nt
Organism: Myotis lucifugus (little brown bat)
Lineage: Eukaryota; Metazoa; Chordata; Mammalia; Chiroptera; Vespertilionidae
Product: ATP-binding cassette sub-family B member 10, mitochondrial
Exons: 11
Biological process (GO): transmembrane transport
Cellular component (GO): membrane
Molecular function (GO): ABC-type oligopeptide transporter activity; ATP hydrolysis activity; ATP binding
Source: RefSeq, a predicted model, not a curated record